Saccharomyces cerevisiae S288C is the source of this 372-nucleotide messenger RNA. RefSeq names its product Abm1p (gene ABM1). NCBI's taxonomy places the organism in Eukaryota, Fungi, Ascomycota, Saccharomycetes, Saccharomycetales, Saccharomycetaceae. Bases 1 to 372 code for a protein of 123 amino acids. The transcript has a single exon. The record is from RefSeq and is marked reviewed.
AUGUCUUGGAGGUACUCUAUCUUGACCGUAGAUGGAAGCUUUAAAAUUUUCAUCCCUUGGGAAAUAUUCCUCACGUGGAAUUUUUUGAGCGCUGCAUGGCUAAAUUCUACCGAAUCCAAUACGUAUAUCCACUACUCAACAUGUUGGGGCACAAGUGAUUACACACUUAAUAUCUCUGUCAUAGAAGCUACUACAGAGAAAUUGGUUGACACUAGAUUAUUAACAACACUCGAGAAUGCAACCGCUUGGAUUAACUCAAACUCUAUUGAUGAAGACGAAGAUGAUAUGCCUCAUGCCACUAACGUAGCAGACCGGCUUGAUGGGUUAUCCCUUAGCAAGCGCGUAUAUAGCAUCUGUCACUACGAAUUUUAG